UCGGCUUGCGAUUCGACGACGCUGCGCCUGGUAGGUACCUAGGCAAUGUUUGUGAGCGACAAAAGGGGAGAUUAGUCAUGUGCUAAGGGAUGAUGGGCGUCGGGGCUUGGCGGGUGGACCGCGACCGCGCGACUGCCCUCACAGACCCCGUGCGAAGUGCUCCCGAGGCCCCUCUCGUUGGCAUGCCGGUGAUACACCGCUUGGUCUGCCCUCAAUCCCCCGCACCUCGCCGUUUGCGAGGCCUCUUCACUCUCCUCGACCCCCUCCCUCAUCACCCGAUCUACAUACUUCAACCCACUCUCCUUGCUUCUCUCCUUCCACCCCAGUCAUACAAACCCAAUCUCAACCCCGAAACUCCAGCUUCAACAUGAAGCUCAACUUCCUCGCCGUGCUCGCGGCCUUGCCGGUCGCGCUUGCUGCCAUUGCUUUCCCAGUCGACGACCCAGCACAAGGUAAGGACUUCACCACCGAGCGCAAGUGCGCGAGCGGUGAGCGGCGCUGCCACCGCUGGGCCGUCGAGAUGUGCUUAGGCGGGAGUUGGAAGAGGCUGCAAACUUGCCCGUGGCCGAUGACCUGCGAGUACCGAACGCCUCGCCGUGGAGGCGCCGCGCAGCCGACGUGUAUAGGCACGCUGCAUGCCCUAGGAGACGUUGACGCCGACACGGAUGCGUCGGAUCAUGAUCUUCUUGUGGUCGCAGCUAACUCUCCUGUGCCAGACCUCGAGACGCGCCAGUCCUUCUCGCCGCCCUCGCCUUGCCAUUAUGGCGACAUGGCUUGCAGCAAGGACCUCUACUCGGUCAUGGUGUGCGACAAAAACGAUAAGUGGCAGGUCCAACUCAAGUGUCCGAAGCCUGGGUGCUGUGCCACGUAUCCCAAUGGGAUGCCAUACUGCGAGUGUGGGCCGGGCAUGCCGCCGCCGGGCGCCGAGCAUGCUGCCGAGGUCGAGAAGCGUGAGGAUUCUUCUGACCAGGUGUGUCCGCAUAGCUGCUACAUGGACUGGUGGGGCUGCAAAGGUUCACCCGCCCAUUGCAAGAACCCGUGCGGGCGCCUUGAGUGCUCGCACACGUGCCACUUCUGUCCUCAUGGCCGCCACUUGCCCGAGCGAGAAGAAGAAGAAGUUGUCCCCAUGGAGCCCCAGCUUGAGGCGCUGUCUGAGCGUGAUGACGCUCGCAUUAUCCCGCCCCCGCCCAACAAUUGCCCCCGCUGCCAGGAGAGGGUCCAAAACUGCAUUCUCGUUAGUUCUCCCCCUUCCAAGCGCAAAGCCGUACCAACUCGACUCACACAUACAGUUGGGGAACCCGAAAUACUACUGCGCGACGAUCUGCCGCAUCAACACUGAAGUAAGUUCCCUCAUCUCCCACUCACUCCAAGUUCUAAAAUAACUCAAAUGCUCGCAGUGCUCCCGAUGCGAUUACUGCAAGAGCGCCG
This is a messenger RNA of Trematosphaeria pertusa, 1428 nucleotides long. RefSeq lists its product as uncharacterized. Bases 368 to 1339 code for a protein of 323 amino acids. The record is from RefSeq and is a predicted model, not a curated record. NCBI's taxonomy places the organism in Eukaryota, Fungi, Ascomycota, Dothideomycetes, Pleosporales, Trematosphaeriaceae. The transcript has 3 exons.